Nothoprocta perdicaria is the source of this 5241-nucleotide messenger RNA. RefSeq names its product vitellogenin-2-like. Gene Ontology annotation, molecular function: lipid carrier activity. NCBI's taxonomy places the organism in Eukaryota, Metazoa, Chordata, Aves, Tinamiformes, Tinamidae. The transcript has 35 exons. Gene Ontology annotation, biological process: lipid transport. The record is from RefSeq and is a predicted model, not a curated record. Bases 1 to 5241 code for a protein of 1746 amino acids.
AUGAAGGGGCUGGUGCUCGUGCUGCUGGUGGCCCUGGCGGGCGGGCAGAAGCGGGACCUGGAGCCCGUGUUCCGCGCUGGCCGGAGCUACCGCUACAGCUACGAGGGGCUGGUGCUGCAGCGGCUGCGGGGCGGCGGGGCGGCCGCGGCCGGCGUGAGGCUGCGCUGCCAGCUCGAGCUYGGCCGCCUGGACGGCGCCCGCCACGUGCUGAGGAUUCAAUCACCAAAGCUGGACGAAUACAAUGGAUUCUGGCCCAGGGACCCAUUCACCCCGGCUUCAAAGCUCACAGAAACCAUUGCUUCAUGUUUCACCCAAGUCUUUACGUUUGAAUAUAGUGAGGGAAGAGUUGGAAAUAUUCAUGCCGUUGAAGACUGUCCUGUCAUAUGUAUGAACAUAAUGAGAGGAAUUCUGAACAUCAUGCAGCUAACCCUGAAAAAGUCACAAAAUGCAUAUGAAGUAAAAGAGGAUGGGAUUGAAGGCAUGUGUCAAACCAGAUAUGUUAUCCAGGACAACAGCAAGAAUAAUUAUGCCACCAUAUCCAAAAGCAAGGAUUUAUCCGACUGCCAGGAUAAAGCAGUGAAGAACAUAGGAAUGGCUUAUAUCCGCCCUUGUCCUACCUGCCCCCUGAAAGUCAGAAAUAUUAAAAGCACCAUGAUGUUCACCUACAAGAUGAAGUAUGAUGACAGCGGGGCCUUGAUGACAUCUGCUGUGUCUGAACAGAUGUAUCAGAUCGCUCCAUUCAACGAAGCUGACGGUGUUGCUAUCACAGAAGUAAGACAAAAAUUAACUUUGGUUGACAUUAAAGACACUGCCAUAAGUGCACCAGAUGCUCAGCUGCACAACCAUGGGAAUCUUCACUACCGUUUCUCAGGAGAACUACUCCAGAUGCCAAUCCAUCUCAUAAAGAUCAAAAAUCCAGAACUGCAGGUAUUAGAAAUACUGCGAAAAUUAGUUCAGUACAAUGAAGAAGGAUCCAGCAAAGAAGCUUCAACCAAAUUCUUGCAGAUGAUUCAGCUUCUUCGUUCAGUGACCUUGGAUCAAAUUGAGUCUUUGUGGGAGCAAUUUGCAAAAAAACCUCUUUACAGGCACUGGUUUCUGAGUGCAGUGUGUGCUGCUGGAGCUACUGACACAUUCAAAUUCCUUAAGCAAAAACUUCACCAGGAGGAGCUGAACACCUGGGAAGCAGCCGUGACACUCCCCCUUGCCUUCCAUUUCGUUACACCCAAUAAACAAACCCUAGAAAUCGCGUCAACUUUUCUGACAUGUCCUCAAAUCAAAAAGGCACCAAUGCUUCGAAUACUUGUUUACCUGGGAUAUGGUUGCAUGGUAGAUAAAUACAGUGCUCAGGUUUCAGUUCUGCCUAAUGAACUUCUUCAGCCUCUCCAUGAUCUUGCUACUGAAGCUGUCAGCAAGGGCCAUGUUGGAGAUAUGUCCUUGGCUCUGAAGGCCAUGGGCAAUGCAGGAAUGCCAGCCAGUAUCAAACGCAUCCUGAAGUUUUUGCCAACCUUUUCGCCUGCUGCUGCUGCACUACCSAACAGAAUUCAUGCUGAUGCUGUGUUGGCCUUGAGAAAAACUGCUAGAAAAGACCCUGCAAAAGUAAGAGAAAUCUUGCUCCAGACCUUUAUGGACAGUUCACUUGCUCCUAAUGUCCGAAUGGUGGCCUGUGUUGUCCUCUUUGAGACUAAGCCUGCUCUUCCAACUGUCACAGCAAUAGCCAGCUCGCUAGUAAAGGAGCCCAGCUUACAGGUAGCCAGUUUCACAUAUUCACACAUGAAGGCUUUGGCAGUAGGCAGGAUCCCACAGCUCUACAAUUUAUCUGCUGCUUGCAACAUCGCCAUCAAGCUACUAAGCCCCAGACUUGAUAGACUCAGCUAUCGUUACAGCAAAGUCAUUCAUGUCGGCGGUUAUUCCAAUGAAUAUAAAGUUGGUGCAAUUUGGAGGGCCUAUCUAAUGAAUAAUCCUGGCACAAUGUUUCCAUCUGAUAUAGUCACAAAAGUAAGAGGAUAUUAUGCAAAUACCGCAAUGGAUAUUGUUGAGGUGGCUCUCCGCUCACAAGGUCUAAGCAACAUUAUUAGGAGACGUAAUAUUCCCUUUACUGAAUAUGACACAUACAAGACUSUGAAAGAACUUGGUAAAACGCUUCUGGGGUGGAAAGAAUUGCCUCCUGAAGACCCUCUGGUGUCUGCUUAUGUGAAAAUAUUUGGCCAGGAGAUUGCCUUUGUUGAUGUUGGUAACGAUGCCAUUCAGCAGGCUGUGACGAGCCUAACCAGAUCAUCAAGCUGGCAGGCAGCGGUGACCAGAGCGAUGCAGGCGGCCCGCCAAGGGCUCUUGGGGGAGCUGAUGCUGCCGGGGCUGGUGGCCGAGCUGCGGCACGUGGUCCCCACAGCCAUGGGCCUCCCGCUCGAGUUCGGCCUCCACGCCAUCACCCUGGUCCGGGCCGUGGGCGCCGUUAAUAUGCAGAUGUCACCACCAUUACCUGGCAAUUUUAAACUAUCUCAGUUGCUGGACACCAAUAUGGAACUUCAUGCUGAUAUCAAGCCAAAAAUAUAUGUUCAUGUGAUUGCAACGAUGGGGAUUAAUACACAGUACGUUCAGAGUGGUCUUGAAUUUCAAGCAGAGUUCAGUGCCAACGCUACAAUGAAAUUUGAUGCCAGGAUAAACAUGAAAGAAAAAAGCUUUAAGCUUGAAACCGCUCCCUGCCGUCAGGAGGUUGAGCUAGCAGCUGCAAGGAGUGAAGUUUAUGCUAUUUCAAGAAACAUAGAAGUAAAUUCAGAGAAGAGAUCCCAUAUUCUCCCUGAAGGAGAAGUACCAAGUAUCCCUGAGCAGCCAUUUCAGUCAGCAGAAACGUYCUCCAGAGAGCAAAGUGAGAAGCAAAAAAAUAAUCCUAGUGUGAUAUCAAAGGGAUACCAGCAAAGCUCAGAAGAGAAACAUCACCACAGUGCAGGAGGAAGAUCUUACACACACACCUUCUGUUGCAAACUASAUAGUUUGGGAUGUUAUGCUUGUCUCAGCCAAAAAUCACGAGAUUCUGCUUUCCUAAGAAACACGUACCUGCACAAAUUCAUUGGAGAACAUGAAACCAAAAUAUUUUUGAAACCAGUUAUUGCAGAUGCUGAUAUUGAAAAAAUACAGCUGGAGAUUCAGGCAGGAUCCAGGGCAGCUUCCAAAAUAAUUGACGAGGUCAACUCGGAAUCUGUGGAAAAGGAUACACCGUCUCUAUAUGAGGACAUUAAAGCUAAACUGAAGAAGAUCCUAGGCAUUGAAAAGGUGUUCAAGGUUGCAAACAAAACAUGGUCCCAUAAGAAACAGAUUCCUAAAAACAAGACUGCGGUUACAGACCCCCGGGCAGCUCCUUUCUCCAGUUCAUCCUCUUCUUCCACUGCUUCCUCUCCUGAUGGCAAAGAGCCCAGAAACGACCAGGAGAAAGAUGCAGUAAAGCAAUCUGGAAGGAAACGUGGCAGCAGCAGCAGUAGUAGCAGCAGCAAGAGCACCUCCAGCUCUGCUAACAGUGAAAUCUGCAGCAGCAGCAGCAGCAGCAACAGCAGCAGCAGCAGCAGCAGCAGAGAGCAUCACUCUGGAAACAAGCACUGCAGUGGGGAUAGUGAAUAUUCCAACCCACAGGCCAAUCUGGAUAUUUACCACUUUCAAUUCAAGCCAAUCGAUGAACAGGAUUCAGAAAGGAAAGUCCUGAACACCAGCAGCAGUAGCAGCAGCAGCUCCUCCUCAUCUUCAUCUUCAUCUUCAUCUUCAUCUUCAUCUUCUAGUGAUGAAGGCAACUCUACAGCCGUAUCUAAGCCUAAAUUCUUGGGUGAUGUUAAGCCACCAGUAUUGGCUGUAGUUCUUCGUGCCAUCCAAAAAAAUAAGCACCAGGAAGGAUUCAAGCUUGUGCUCUACACAGAUAUACAGCCCACGAGCGCUAGGAUACAGAUGUUUGUUUCGAGCAUCGCUGAAUCAAGCAGAUGGAAACUCUGUGCUGAUGCCUCAACAAUAAAUCUCCACAAAGCACUGGGGUCUCUAAAAUGGGGUCAAGAUUGCCAGGAAUAUAAGAUUACCACUAAGAUUGCAACAGGGCAGUUUGCUUCUAAUCCAGCUGUGCAGAUGAAGCUCGAGUGGCCCAAAGUACCCUCAAGAAUCCGGAGAGCUGCAAGAUGGUUCUACACAUUUGUUCCAGGAGCGGCCUAUUUGCUUGGGUACUCCCAAAGGCAACAGCACAAUCCCUCUCGACAGGCGACCAUGGUUGUGGCUCUGACGUCUCCAAGAACCUGUGAUGUGGUUCUCAAGAUGCCUGAGGUCACAAUUUUUGACAGAGUCAUAAGGCUUCCCCUACCAUUCCCUUCAAGACCAAGUACACCCGCUUCAACACUGCUGUCCUCUGACUCAAACUUCUUUUCCAAAGCAGCAUUUUCAGUCAUUGAAAAAUUUAAAGCUCGUUGUUCAGUUUCCCAAAAUAUGAUCACAACCUUCAAUGGAGUUGAAUUUAACUAUUCAAUGCCUGCAAACUGCUACCAUGUCUUGGCUCAGGACUGUAGUCCAGAACUGAAAUUCCUGGUCAUGAUGAAGAGAUCUGAAGAGUCUGCUGACCUUACAGCAAUAAAAGUCAGACUUGCCAAUCAUGAGAUUGACAUGUAUGUUUCCAAUGGACUCCUCCAGCUGAAGAUAAAUGGUGUUCAGACUCCAACAAAUGUUCCAUACACAUCUAAUUCUGAUGCAAGCCUGUUCAUCAGCAGUGUAAAGAAAGGCUUGUCAUUAAAAGCCCCUGACUAUGGCAUAGAUCAACUAUAUUACGAUGGACACACACUAGAGAUUCAGGUUGCUUUCUGGAUGGCUGGAAAAACAUGUGGUAUUUGUGGAAAGUAUGAUGGGGAGAAGGAAAGGGAAUAUCAAAUGCCUAGUGGAUAUUUAGCUAAAGAUCCAGUGAGUUUUGCUCAGUCUUGGAUUGUCUCAGAAGACCCUUGUGCUGGAGCUUGCAAGCUGCAGCGCAAGCUUGUGAAGAUCGAGAAGCCCGCUGCGUUUGAAAAGAAGGCCUCAACAUGCUACUCCGUGGAGCCGGUUCUGCAGUGCGUAGAAGGCUGCUCACCAACCCAAGUGAUCCCGGUGCCUCUUGGCUUCCACUGCGUACCCGUCGACUCCGCUCCGGGCGYGGAGGACGGCGCGAGGCUGGAGCAGGAGGCGGAGGACGUGGUGAGCGCGGCGGGCGCGCACACGGCCUGCUCCUGUGCCCGCCAGUCCUGCCCGCCCUGA